CGCAGCGAAGCAACCUAAUCCUGGGCAGGGCCGGGGCUGCGCAGUCAUGAUCACUGCCAAGGCCUCGGUGGACUCCUCCGUCCCCUCGGUACCUGGUACUGCGGUGGCCACCGAUGUCCCGGAGCGCGAGGAGCCAGCGUGGCCCUGGAAAGAUGCCGCGAUCCGGGUGCUGGUGCAGCGCAUCCACCAGUUGCAGGCUGAACGCGCGCAGGCCUUCCGCCGGCUGGAGGACCUCAGGACCCCCACCUGCCGCAGAGGCCACCUCCAGUACCUACGAAGCGGUCCGCCCUACGACUUCCCCCGCUACCGGAGCACAGUGCACGAGGUGACCCAGGCCUUCGCCGCCGCCUCGCGGGAGGUGCUGGCGGUGGAGGCCGAGCUGGCUGGGCCCAGAGGGCAGCCGCUGCUCGCGAGCCACGUGCGCAGCCUGCAACAGCUGGAGCAGACGCGCCUCGCAACGGUGGCCCUGCUGCAGCUGAUGGGGACGCCAGAGCUGACCGGGCAGGAGGACACCGUGGAGAUGCACGAGCUGAAGAUGAAGGUAAUUAAAACCAUGGAAGCGAUCAGCGAGGUUCUUCAGGACCUUAGGUUUGAUGCAGAAUCUGCCGAGUGAUGGUGGCUCCCCAGUGACACGCCAAGGCAUAUGGGAAAUGAGAUGAAUGGCGCCCAGUCUACCCCCUGACUGUCAGCUGGCUAGGGUCACACGCCACCAGGUCGCCGACUGCCCUUGAGUUCGCUGCGCCUCCCACAAUAAAGAACCUUUCAUCUGCA
This is a messenger RNA of Hyaena hyaena (striped hyena), 771 nucleotides long. It is a transcript of the gene REX1BD, whose product is annotated as required for excision 1-B domain containing. Lineage: Eukaryota; Metazoa; Chordata; Mammalia; Carnivora; Hyaenidae. The transcript has 5 exons. The coding region runs from base 47 to 613 and encodes 188 amino acids. The record is from RefSeq and is a predicted model, not a curated record.